AUGGAGCUCUAUCAAGGUGAAAAGAUAGACUCUUUAAAAGUAGAGCAAAAAUCUUACUUACUCCCAAUAUCUACUCGCAACCUUGAUGCAUGGGUUCGUCUUGCAAUUGCGAAAGGAGUUGAAGACAUUCAGCUUUUGUUGAACCGGCCGUAUCUUGCAUCAUAUGUUUUUCCCUAUCAGUUGUUGUUCCACGGCUCGAGUUCUCUGAAACACUUGGCGUUGUGUGACUGUAUUCUGCGACAACCUCCUCCUGAUUUUGACGGGUUUAACAAUCUAAGAUCCCUCAGUCUAAGUUAUGUAACCCUUGAUCAGAUUUUUAUGGCACAUGUCUUUUCUAAUUGCUUGUUGCUUGAAAGCUUGAAAAUAAAGAACUGCCAUGGACUUACACAUCUAAAUAUUGUUGGUGAUCGUCUAAGUGAUCUGAAGCUGUCGCAUUGCGGAGGGAUUGAGAUUUCUGCCCCCAAUCUCGUCUCGUUGGAAUUUUGUGGAGAUUUUUCCAGCAUUAUUUCUGUUACAACUUCACCACGCUUAGCACGAAUUUUAGCUGACGUCGAAAGGAUGCGUCCAGCAGUACAUUCUUGCCUUGCAUCGUUUCCUGAGCUCGAGACUCUUCAUCUGCAAUACCGGGACGGAGGCUAUAGACUAUCCCAAAUCAGCAGUGACAUAACCUUUAGAAACCUCAAGCAAUUGAGCUUGAAUCAGUGGCAAUCGGGUACAUUUGAUCACAAUCUUGAUCAUCUCAAGUCUGUGCGGGAUCUCAUCACGGCUGCACCCCUUUUGGAAGAGUUUGUACUGACUGAAUAUACCUCAAGGUUUCCCGAUGAAAUAAGGUAUAAUGUAGAAUGUUCAGGAUCAUUCACACAUGAUCACUUGAAAAGAGUUAAACUGCAGCGGUUUCUGGGUAAUUGGUAUGAGUUAGAGUUUGCAAUUUGGAUUAUGAAGAAUGCAGCAAAGCUCGAGAUACUGGUGCUUACUUCGGGAGGAAGCGCCUACGACGUAAAUUUGGAGAAAUGGAUUGAUGUUCGAGAUAGACGGAAAUAUCCAUCAUCUUGGAAACAAGACAUGAUACUUCUCCAAGAAAAAUUAGAGCAAGUAAAGACUAAUAAUGCUCGAAUUAUAAUCGAGUUCAUGUUAAAGCAAAAUUGA
Molecule: messenger RNA, 1146 nt
Organism: Fragaria vesca subsp. vesca
Lineage: Eukaryota; Viridiplantae; Streptophyta; Magnoliopsida; Rosales; Rosaceae
Product: F-box/FBD/LRR-repeat protein At1g13570-like
Exons: 1
Coding region: 1-1146 (381 amino acids)
Source: RefSeq, a predicted model, not a curated record